GUGGAUUAAACUAAGGUUAUCGUGACGUCCAAUAACAUUGUACUGAUUUAAAAUUGUUUAAUUUGUAAAUACUGGCAAUUUUCUUUUUUCAAAAUGAAGCGAAUAGUAUAUGCCCAGAAAACAACCUUGAAAAUGAUGGCUGUAUGAAGAUUUAUAUUUUAUUGCAUGCUUGUUUGUUGCACCUGUUUCUUAGUAGUUUGCACUCUAAUUUCUUAUAACUGAAAUCAAAUUACUACACUCGUAAUUAUGUUGAGAGACAACAAAUCUUUUCUUUCCAGCAUAACAGCUAAAAGUGGAAAUUCUAGUGUCCGAGAACAGCCGGCCAAAGAUGAGUACCACAUCGUGGAGAUUGAGAAGGAAAUCAACAAUUGUGAGCAGACCUGCAGAACUAUGUGCGCAGAUCUGGAACACUCACCGCUGACCAGUCGAUAUGUAGCGGAGAUCAACCGCAUCUGGGACCUACUGAACAAAUCCCACAACAACAGCAAGAAGCUGGUGGACAUCAUCAAAGACCAGAUACUGACCAUAGCGAACACCAAUGUGAAACUCACAGUGGCCUCCGAGGCUAGCAAGGGAGAGCAGAAGAACAUCGACAAGCUGACUCAGGAGGUACAACGAGCACUGCGAAUGGUGGACACUGCACACACGCGGGAACAAGUGGCGCAAGAAACCAUAGAAAACUUGCGGCAACAAAUCAAUCGGUUGCAUUCAGAGCUGGAGGCGAAGUCGAGACACACGGAUCAGGAGGGGGACUUCAGUGCGAUGGCGAAAACAAAGGAGGCUCAAGCGAAAGAACGCGAGCGCAUGGUGAACGAGAUCCUCAGUCUGAGGGAGAGACUGAGCGCAGCUCUGUCUUACCAAGAGGAACUUGAGCGCAAGAACUCCUCUGCUGAUCUCCGCAUCUCAGAACUUCAGCAGGAGCUGGAGAACCAGAUAAAUGAGAUGUCGAAGGAGUCUCGGUUCAAGGAACGUUUCGAGGACGAGGUUCACAGAGCAAGAAAGGAGUUGGGGGCGAAGGAGAACCAGAUAGCAAUACUGAACGAGCAGACGCUGGAAUUACAAGUGAAAGUGAUGCAGUUUCAGAACACUGUCAAGGAGAUGAAGGCCGUCAGUGACAAACAAGUGCAGACUAUCGAGAACCUGAACCAGCGGCUGAUAAAGGCUCAAGACGAGUACCAGAGAGAGGUCGGGGUGGUGGAGGACUUGAAACAGAUGAUCACUGUCCUCAACAACCAGAUCAAGACGAAUGAAGAGGAGAUAGCGAAACUAGUGUCCGAAGUGGCGAAAACCUCAACAAUCCAGGAGUCAUUCAAGAAGAAGUUGAACAAGAUGGAGGGCAAGCGGAACAUCCUGGAGGAGCAAAAAGCGAAGGUUUUGAUGGAGCUUCAGAUGGUCCAGCGGAGUCUCAAGGAGGAGAAGCUGAGGGGGAACCAAGACCGGAGGAUGCUGGAGAAUGUUGCUAGGGAGAGGGACAUCAUCAACAAGAGUCUCAUCAAAGCCAACUCACUUGUGAGCGAGAAAGAGAGAGUGGCAAAGUUGACUGAUCAAGCCAAGCUCUACCUAGAACAUGAGAUCGACAAUAACAAUGCAGAAAUCAACCGCCAAGUCCAACACAUCACAUCACUGGAGAAAGAAAAAGACCGCCAUGUAGCUGAUGCAGUGAUUCUGACCAAGAAACUAGAAGCAGCGAUCGAGGACAAUAAGCUGCAACAGAUGGCUCUCAACGACUACAGAAAGAAACUGACGGAGACGGAGGCUAAGCUGUCGAUGAAGGUUGCGGAAUGUGAGAACGUCCGAUAUGAGCUCAACACUUGCUGCAAGAAUCUCAAUGAAGCUCAGGAGGACAUAACCGAGUACAAGCACAAGGCCAAGGUGAUGACUCUCCAGAUAGAGCAGCUCAAAGAGGACAUUGCUGGCAAAGAGGUCCAACUGAUGAGAGAGCAACUGGCCCUGCGCAAGGCUCAUGCAGAGAAAGAGGCGAUGCGGGUGGAGACGAUGAAGGUGGAACACGACCUAAAGGAGGCGAAACAGCAGUUGACCAAACUGGAGGCAGAUCUCAUUAGCCAGCUGCACAUUAUACGCGAGGCAGACGCUCAGCGUGAACGUGACCAGAAGGAAAUAGAGCAGUUAACCAAUGCUCGGGACAUAAUUAACGCCCAGCUGGUGAGACGCAAUGAUGAGCUGGCCAUGCUGAGAGAGAAGACCAAGACGCUACAGAGCAGUUUGGACGCAGGGGAGAACCACUACUCCCAGAGACUUGAGGAUAUCCGGAUACUCAAGCUGGAGAUACAGAAGCUCAGCACUGAGAAAGACGUGUUGACACGUAACCUCACCAACAUGGCAGACCUGCGGACAGAGAUCCAUCACCUGGAGAAGGAUAUGAGCAAGGAGCGGCUGAAGGCUCGAGCGCUGGAGGAGGAGCUCCAGAACCCCCUGAACAUCCACCGCUGGAGGAAAUUGGAGGGAUCGGACCCGUCCAAGUACGAGCUACUGCACAAAGUGAAGGUGCAGCAGAGGCGGAUCCUGGAUCAGGCGACCGCACUGGUGGAGGCGGAGCAAAAAUGUGUGGACCUCGAGCGUAGGCACGCUCACCUCGACCAGAUGUUGGCCCGAUACCAGCACCAGCAGCCCGAGAGGGAGAGAGCAGAGAGCUGCAAGCAGCGGCUCACUCAGUCGGAGAAGAAAGUCAAGUAUCUACUCGGGGACCUGCAGAUGAGGAUGGAGCAAGUUAAUGAGUUGAAAAUGGAACUGGAGAAAACUAACAAUGAGAUCUUAUCUUGGAAGGAAAAGUUCUAUGAACAGAAAAAGCUAAUCGAGAAGUUAAAGGGAAAGCCAGUGGAUAAGACGAUUUCUUGCAUAAAGCCAUCAAAAAGUGCCAACGCUCUGGAGGAAAAGGGGAAGGAAGAAUUACCUCCAUUGCCUUUAAAAACUAGAUUCAUGGGUGGAGGAUUUAAUAUAUCUAACAGCUCAAUUUAAAAACUUAAAAAUUGUUAAUAAAUUAUUUUUUACUUUUUGA
Messenger RNA from Homalodisca vitripennis (glassy-winged sharpshooter), 3016 nucleotides. Its product is annotated as cilia- and flagella-associated protein 58-like. The transcript has 17 exons. Lineage: Eukaryota; Metazoa; Arthropoda; Insecta; Hemiptera; Cicadellidae. The record is from RefSeq and is a predicted model, not a curated record. Gene Ontology annotation, cellular component: cytoskeleton. Bases 247 to 2976 code for a protein of 909 amino acids.